AUUUUGUCCGAUCAAAUCCCCCAAAUACAAACAAAUCAUCCAUCAGAAUACAACUGUUCAUUUGUAUACUCUCCGCGCCGAGAUUUCGAAUUUUUCCAAAGAUGUAAUGCUUAACACUCACAUUUGCUCCCUGAGAAGAACAAAAAGUUGUGUUUUUUUCUUCUCUGUCCUGAAAAGAAAUCUCUUUUCGCCUAGAAAUUUCUAGGGUUUGGUUGAAGAUCUUUCGACAUUGCCGAUUCCUGUAUUUUUCUUCUCGAAGCUUCCAGAGGAAAGAAGUGUGGAGUAGAAGAUGCUCUGUGGAAAGAAAAAAGAUAUUAGCGGCUUAAGAGAUGGUGUUACAUUUGUCAGAUUUAGGACCGAGCAGCAACAAUGAUCAGGACAAGAUGGGUUACAUUUCAAUGAAGAAGCAUCAGCACCCAAGAUCAGAAGACUAUGGUGGUGAUGAUGACAACACCGAACUUGCGAGAAAGAAGAAAGCUAAGAUGAACAAGUCAGAAGCAGAAGCUGAUUCUUCUUCAUCAGACCACUCUUGUUUUGUGGCCCUUGUCACGGCUUCUAAUCUACACACAGAUGCUCUGUAUCUUCCAAAAGAUUUCACAAGCUCAAAUGUUCUUAAAAGGGAAUGCCGCAAGAUUGUUUUAACAGAUGGAGGAGAAAGAUCCUGGGCACUGGAUCUGAGGUUCAACAAAUCAUGUGAUAGUUUCUACAUAACGCGAGGUUGGAGAAGUUUCUGUGAAGAAAAUGGUAGAAAAGAAGGAGGCUUCUUUGUUUUCAAACUAGUUGGAAACAGUGAAACGCCUUUUCUCAGUUUCUGUUCCACUGAAUCUUUCAAUGAUGGAACAAACAAGAACAGUAAAGAAUCGUGUAUGGAGUUGGAAAGAAAGAAGAAUCAUCUGAGAUGUAUAGAUUCAACUUCACCAAUCGAAAACCGAUUCGUGACAUUGACACUUCCACAGUGCAGCCUCAGAGACAGUAGAAUUUUUAUUCCAUUGCCAUUCCUGAGAGAAAAUGACUUGGACAAACCUCGGUUGAUAACUCUGUUGGGAAAAGAUGGCACAAAGCAGGUGGCAGAUCUUCGACGGGACGGAAGUGGAAGAAUGAGAUUGACAAAAGGCUGGAGAGAGUUUGCUAAAGCAAACGGCUUAAAGGCAGGCGAAUCCUUCACGUUGGAGUCAAUCUGGAAAGACAAAACUCCUAUGCUCAGAUUGGUCCAUACAGAUUCUAGCAGUGAUGGAAGGCAACAAAGACAAUGCUAUUCAAAAGCUAGCGAGAAAGAGUCUGUUUCCACAGAGAGUAGAAGAGAAAAAGCAAGCAAGAAAGUGUCUCCUCUUAGCAGUGGUAAACAGAUCAGCAAAGAGGAGAGAAAGAAGAAUCAUCUGAGAUUUAGAGAUUCACCUUCACCAAGCCAAAACCCAUUUGUGACGUUAACAGUUACACAUGACAGCCUCAGAAAUUGUAGACUUCAUCUUCCACUGUCUUUCAUGAGAAAAAAUGGCUUGGACAAAUCUGGGAUGAUAACUCUGUUGGGUAAAGAUGGUACAAAGUGGCCGGCAAAUCUUCUACGAGAAAACGCCACAGGAAGAAUGAGUUUGGGAAAGGGCUGGAAAGAUUUUGCUAUAGCAAACAGCGUAAAGGCGGGUGAAUCCUUCACACUGAAGUCACUUUGGAAAGACAAAACUCCUAUGCUUAGUUUGGUCCAUACAGAUUCUAGCAGUGAUGGAAGGCAACAAGGACAAUGCUAUUCAAAAGCUAGCGAGAAAGAGUCUGUUUCCACAGAACCUAGCGGUGAGAACAAGACCCAAGGAGCCAAGAACAAUAGAGAAGAGAAGAGACAUUCAUCUUCAGGAAUCGGAAAUCAGUUUGUGACAUUAACACUCAAACCUGAAGAUGUCAGAGACUGUAAACUAAUUCUUCCAAGUCAAUUCAUGAAGGCUAAUGGCAUCAACAAGCUUGGGAAGAUAACUAUGUUGGGCAAAGAUGGAACGAAGUGCUCGGCUUAUCUAUUGUCAAGAGAUGGAUUCAUGGCUUUGGGACUUGAUUGGAGUGGCUUUUGUGAGGCUAAUGGCGUCAAGACAGGAGAGUCUUUCACUUUGGAGUGUAUCCAUAAGCAAGUCACAACUCCUGUGUUUAAGUUUUUUUCAAACUCUUGAGAUUAAGACGAAAACAAAAUGACUGAUCAAAAGCAUGUAAAGUCAAGUGUUUACAAACUUUGCCUUUUUGUGAAGUUAA
Eutrema salsugineum is the source of this 2229-nucleotide messenger RNA. Its product is annotated as B3 domain-containing protein REM12-like. Gene Ontology annotation, molecular function: DNA binding. The transcript is spliced from 7 exons. NCBI's taxonomy places the organism in Eukaryota, Viridiplantae, Streptophyta, Magnoliopsida, Brassicales, Brassicaceae. The record is from RefSeq and is a predicted model, not a curated record. The coding region runs from base 330 to 2150 and encodes 606 amino acids.